AAAGUUGUUUAUUAGUCUGAGGCGUACAAUAAAUUACAGAUAUUUGCUAUUUUAUUUAAAAAAUAAUGUCUUUUAACACAAAAGACAUCGUGCUCUCAGAGUCCCGGCCACGGACGCUACUUCUACAAAAACAUUCCGACUACUUGGCGGGGUACGGACUGAAUAAAGAUGACUUCGAGUAUUGCAUGACUGAGUAUCUUCGCAUGUCGGGGAUAUAUUGGACUGUAACAGCAAUGGACCUGAUGGGGCAAUCUUCCAGGAUGCCCAAAGAAGAGAUAAUUGAAUUCAUCACAUCUUGCCAGGACAGUGAAAGCGGGGGCAUCUCUGCCAGCAUAGGACAUGACCCACACUUGUUGUACACAUUGAGUGCAGUACAGAUACUUGCAUUAUAUGACAGAGUAGAUGCAAUUGAUGUUGAAGGAGUAGUUAGAUACAUCAAGUCUAUGCAGCAAGAGGAUGGCAGCUUCUUUGGAGACAAAUGGGGCGAGGUGGACACCCGGUUCACGUUCUGCGCGGUGAUGUGCCUAUCCCUCCUUAAACGAUUAGACGCCGUCAACGUGGACCGAGCAGUCGAGUUCGUGCUGAGCUGCAUGAACUUUGAUGGGGGCUUCGGUUCUAAACCUGGCUCUGAAAGUCAUGCUGGACUGAUCUACUGCUGCGUGGGCACCCUAUCCAUCUGCAGGCGCCUGGACGCGCUGCGCGCCGACGAGCUCGCGUGGUGGCUGUGCGAGCGCCAGCUACCCAGCGGCGGGCUCAACGGCCGGCCCGAGAAGCUCCCGGACCUCUGCUACUCGUGGUGGGUAAUGUCAUCCCUAACAAUGCUAAACCGGAUACACUGGGUCGACAAGAAAACCCUAGAAGAAUUCAUCCUCGCCUGCCAGGACGCUGAAACUGGUGGCUUUAGUGACAGGCCUGGAGACAUCACGGACCCGUUCCACACCCUCUUUGGUCUAACAGGACUGUCACUGCUUGGCAACCCUGGCAUUAAAGCUGUCAACCCUACGUACUGCCUACCUCAAGAAACCAUAGAUAGGUUAAGAUUAGAACCGCAAGUUUUACGUAUUUAGUGUAAAAGUAUUCAUAAAAUAUUUAUUAUUUAUGCAUGGAUUUGUAUAUUGGACAGAGUAAUAAAUGAUUUUUAU
Messenger RNA from Cydia strobilella, 1142 nucleotides. RefSeq names its product geranylgeranyl transferase type-2 subunit beta (gene betaggt-II). Bases 66 to 1067 code for a protein of 333 amino acids. Lineage: Eukaryota; Metazoa; Arthropoda; Insecta; Lepidoptera; Tortricidae. The record is from RefSeq and is a predicted model, not a curated record. Gene Ontology annotation, cellular component: Rab-protein geranylgeranyltransferase complex. Gene Ontology annotation, biological process: protein geranylgeranylation. The transcript is spliced from 6 exons. Gene Ontology annotation, molecular function: Rab geranylgeranyltransferase activity.